Messenger RNA from Drosophila ananassae, 2642 nucleotides. RefSeq lists its product as uncharacterized. NCBI's taxonomy places the organism in Eukaryota, Metazoa, Arthropoda, Insecta, Diptera, Drosophilidae. The record is from RefSeq and is a predicted model, not a curated record. Gene Ontology annotation, molecular function: protein binding. Gene Ontology annotation, cellular component: SCF ubiquitin ligase complex. The transcript has 5 exons. Gene Ontology annotation, biological process: SCF-dependent proteasomal ubiquitin-dependent protein catabolic process. The coding region runs from base 110 to 2338 and encodes 742 amino acids.
AAAGUUUAAAAAACAUCGCCACAUUGGCUCAGGCGGCCACACUGGUUACUUGCAUUUUGACUGGAAAAAAAACUGCAUUAAAAAUUGGCACUAAAAAGUACUCGACACUAUGGAGAAUGCCGACGUAGGCAGCGCUUGUGCCGCUGCGCAGAAGCGCCGCUUCUCGGCUAGCAAUAGCCCGGCCCAAGAUACGGUCGUCAAACCAUCGCCGCCUGAAACUGCACCAGAGCAGCCACAAACGAAACAGCGCCGAAAGGGGGAGCCGCAGUUACCGGAGGAAUGGUUUUCUGAUUGUAACCUAAUGGAGCUCUGCGAUGAAGUCCUCUAUGAGAUCUUCAAGUACCUGGACACGCCCUCUAUUAUGGCCGUGAUGCACUGCUCGCCGCGCUUAGAAAAUCUUCUGCUGGACCACCGAUUUUGGCACCGAAUUGAUCUCAGCAAUGGGCCGCUGCCCAUGGGCAUCCUCGAAGAGAUUCUUGGACGCGCCACGGAAAAGACGCACACCGUAAAAAUUUGCGGUCCUCCAUCAUCGCAGCAUGUGGCGGGCGAGGGUCGCCAGUUCACUUUGACCCUAAACUCUGUCUUCCCUAAAGUGGCCACGCAGCUUAAAGUACUGGAGCUGCAGGGUGUUAGCCUGGAUUUCGAAUAUAUACAUAUAUCCGAAUUUCCAUCCUCGCUGAAACGCCUUCUGUUGAAAGAUUGCAGCGUGAAAGUUGGCAACAUGGUUAAGAGUAUAUUCCACACCAUAGAGAUGCAGCUGGUGGAUCUUGAGGAUCUCGGUAUAGAAGAUAACGACUGGUUUGAGCCCUACUACAUUAUGGCCUUGUCCAAGUUGCCAUCUUUGCGGCGCCUUAGUCUCAAGGGUUGCCAAAUGCUCUGCAAGUUUGUGCCCUAUGGUAGCAUGGCCGCUCGUUUUGGUUUUCAGAAACUGGAGGUUUUAGAUUUGCGUUUGACGCCUAUCAACAAUUCGGAUCUUCAGUGCUUCAGUGCAAUUGAGAAUCUUAAAGAGUUGCGUUUAGAGUCGCCCCCUAAUAUGACUACCGAACCUCCUAAUGCGCAAAAAGCGAACAAUGGCAACGUUAAUGACGAGGCUGCUCCCUCGCAGCCGGAACCGCUUAAAGUGCUUAAUGACGACGAGCCUUCCACCUCACGGGCAGCAUUGGAGCACAUGCGUGCGGCAAAGAUUGCGCAAAACAGAGAACAAGCUGAAGCGGAAGUUGCAAAUUGCGAAAACAGCAACGAAAAAAAGGAUCAAGCGCCCUCUUCUGCACCCUCUCCUGCACCUGCAGCAUCAAGUUCCCGAGAACCAUUAGCGAAACGUAUUUCUGGCUAUUUGGAAUCCGAGGACGAAGACACCUCUUCUACUUCGGCUUCAUCGUCCGACAAAUCUGAAAGCGCGACAUCACAAAGCAAUGGUCAGAAUGGUGAGGCUCCCGUGCGGCCACCGCUGGUUGUCUUAGAAUUACCCGGUAUGGGAGCCCGUCUUGUUCGACCUGAACAACCAGAACAACCGGCGGCCGAUGCAGAUAAUGCAGAAAACCCAGAGGCAGCUGGUCAGGACGCCAGACCUCUGCCUCGCGCAUACAUCUAUGUGCCCGAAGCAGACCCCGUUGGCGGAGAGAAUCCACAUCCGCCACGAAAUCUUGUUUCCCUUCUAGAUCAAGUGGCGGAUCACUUGCGAAACUGGCGUGGCAACAACCCAGCACACAGUCAUUUCAUGCCGCGGCGCGAUCAGGUAAUCUACAUGAAUCCUCAAGGCGCCAGGGAGCAUAUGGUCUUGAUGCACACGCGCCGUCAUCGAACGCAGCAGCGCGGAAACAUCGAUCAGGUGGUGAACCACCCGAUGUUCUGGAAUAUGUUGGAUCCCCUGGAUCGUGAAUAUGCUCGGCGUGUACGCCAUCGUCCACCACCCUGUACAACUCCGCCUCAGUACUAUGUCUCUGAUAGAGCGAUUUACAGCUUUGGAAGGGCGGCGCGCCCCGUAGAACCAGACGUGGUAUGGAUACGGCAUAUAAAUCGUUCACCCAACAACCGCUUGGAGAGACUUUCUCUACGAAACUACCACCAUAUUACUAAUCAUACACUCGAGCACUUGGUGCAGUGUUCUCCUAAUUUGGUGUACAUCGAUGUGAGUGGCACCAGCAUAACGUUAUCCGGAUUGCGUCGCUUUAAGAGCAGCAAACCCGAGUGCGAAGUGGUGGCUACCCACUUGACGCCGGAUGAUAAAAACGACGAAGGCGACGAAAUAAUUGUGUCGGGAGAUGAAUCACCGGAUGAUAAAAAUGAUAAUCAGCCACCACAGUCGCCACCACCUCCGCCAGAGUUGGCGGCUCCAUAAACGUUUAGUAUUGAAUGUGCUUUGUUUUGUAUUUCGUAAAUAUUUUCCUGUCGCGAUGGUCCGUGAUGAAAUAAUUUUUAGCAAGACGACAAUGACGACAACAUGGCCAAGCCGAUAAACCACAACGCUGGCUACAAGCGAGUGCUGUAGCUCCAGUCAACUAGUAUUAAUUUACAAAAUAAUCAAGCCCUUGUACUAUACGCCAGGCUCAUUGCAUUGUAUAAACCCAGAAGUCCAAGAAACCAAUCUCCUCUUAGUUAGGAAUAAAAUAUCGCGUGAUCCAUAUGGUAUACGUCUAAAGAAA